AUGGCUACGAUUUCUACGUUGCAUCAGGAGUCAUCCUCAACUCCUAGCAACCGUGUAUUGACUACGUUUGGCCUCUCCAAGGAUCUAUCACAGCCAAUCAAUAUAAAAAUCAAUUACAUGGAAUGUACAAACCCCAAUCUCCAACUAGCGACGAUAUCGGACAAGUUUGUUAAUCCAACAGUUUUCCAGAAGUUGUCGAGAAUAUAUCGAUACCUGGACUUGUAUGUAACUAUUGAAGUAUAUGACGGUAAAGACAACAAUCCAAUCAGCAUACCAAUCCAAACUUCUUACAAGGCAUUCAAUAACAAGAAACGAAUAUGGAAUCAAGCGUUAAAAUUAGCAAUUGAUGGGAAUCAAGUUUGGUAUGAUUCGUAUGUAAAGUUUUCCGUGAUGGAGAUUGUCAAUACUGAACCGGUGGUGUUUGGAGUGGGGUUUCUCAGUUUAUUCAAUCACAAGUCGUCAACAUUGAGGAGUGGAUCACACAAGAUUCCAAUAUACACUGAAGUAAAUGUGCAAUCAGAGCAGGACAAUUUAAAUUAUGGAACAUUGACAGGAUUGACCCCGCUAGAGCAAGACUUGAUCAAUUAUGAAAAUGGACAAUAUCCUAGGAUCAAUUGGCUAGACAAGAUUGCAUUGCCCAAGAUUGACGUGUCCUCAAAUGGCAAUCGAGACCAUGACUACUAUCUCUAUGUUGAACUCCCACAAUAUGAGUUUCCUAUAGUGUACUCAGAUGUCACCUACAAUGUGCCAUCAUUGCAGCCACGACCCUUAGUGAACCCGCCCAUAAACAACACCACCAGCAAGGUUAUAAACUCUAUUGAUAUCCCAAUGUCUACUUCACUGGAUUCAAAAGCAACUAAAAUUUAUGAUCCCGAUUUCCAAUUAACUGCAAAUUACGCUACAGCAACAACAGCAACAACAAAUGCUACUCACACUGCUAAUGCCAAUGCGAUAUUGGAUCCAAUUGAAUUGAAAUACCACAAACUAGAGAGAAACAUCAAUAACAAUUCCAUCAUAGACAAGGAUUUGAAACCAUCACCACAAUUGCGUGAUGAGCUUUUGAAAAUUUUAUUGAAACCAUCUAACGCUGAGUUGACAGAUAAUGAAAAGAAUCUCAUGUGGAGAUUCCGUUACUAUUUCAGUAAAAACAACUCCAAUGAUUCAACUACUAAAGCAUCUAGGUCAUUCUUGCCCAAGUUUCUCAAAUCAAUCAAUUGGGAAAACGAUUAUGAGUUGGAUCAUACGUUUAAGGAGAUUUUACCAUUGUAUUGGAGCGUGGAAAAUUUACAAAUUGGCGAUGCGUUGGAACUUUUGGGGAAAUUUUUCAAUCCUCAUGUAUUGGGUAAAACGCGGUAUUCUGAGGAUAAUUUUGCUCUGAAGCAGAAUGAAGAUGCUAAGUUGACCGAUGAUGAAUUGCGAUUUCAAAAAGUCUUUGAUAACGUUUGUUAUUUGAGAAAAUUGGCAGUGGAGAGAUUGAAAUUGGCUAGUAGUGAAGAAUUGUUACUUUACUUGUUACAAUUAGUGCAAGCUUUGAAGUACGAGGCAUUGAUAUAUCAAGAUAUUGCUCAGAAACAUCCACUGAGGGAUACCGGGGAAGAGUCGGGUGCCGAAUUAGAUUGCAUGAAUCUUCCACUUGCAAAAUUUCUUAUUGAACUGGCGGUCGAGAAUGAACAAUUGGGUAAUUUCUUUUACUGGUACGUCAAGGUUGAAAAUGAGGAUCAAUUAGGCAAAACUGGUGGAGUGGUAAGUGGUACCACCAACAUUUAUGCUAUAAUCUUGAACAGUUAUAUUGAAUGUUUGAAAGAUUUCAGUCGUGAGCAUAAACUCCCUUACUACAAACAUCUCAAACGACAAAUUUGGUUCAUCAAGAAACUCACUCAUUUGGUGGAGUUAUUACGCACAACAUUCAAAAAGGGAGAAGCUACAGCAAAGAAGAGUGAGUUUCUCAGAGACUACUUAUCAUCGUCCACAAAUGAAUUGCUCAAGUUUCCCGAACCAUUCCCAUUACCGCUAGAUCCAUCAGUGAUGGUUUGCGGCUGUUACCCACAAGAAUCAUCUGUUUUCAAAUCGUCAUUGGCUCCGUUGAAAGUUGCAUUAAAGACAAUUGAACCAAAGCAGCAACAAAGUCGUCAAACAUCGCAAAUAUUUGGUAAAAAGACCGCGAACAAGUAUGGCAAGUAUCCGCUAAUGUUUAAAAUUGGCGAUGAUUUACGUCAGGAUCAAUUGGUUAUACAAAUUAUAAAUUUAAUGGAUCAGUUGUUGAAGAAUGAGAAUUUAGAUUUAAAAUUGACACCAUACAAGAUUCUUGCCACCAGUCCUGUGGCCGGAUUGAUUCAAUUUGUGCCUAACGAGACUUUGGAUGUUGUGUUGUCGAAAUAUGCUCAAAUUGCACCACAGUUACCCGUGGGGAGUGCAAAUACAAAUACAACUUCGAAUGCAAAUGCAAAUGCGAAUACGAAUGCGAAUGCGAAUGCAAGUACCGCUCCAGCUGGUACUGAAGGACAGCAUAGGAUUGUUGCACCACCCAGUGUAACAUCAAAUGGGAUACUCAACUAUUUACGACUCCACAGUCAAGAUACAGAGCCAAAUUCAGAACAACAAUCUCAAGAUUCAAUUCUCAAAAGCGUGUGGCAUAGCUCAUUCUCCACCAAUGCCACUGACUCGCCACCUGAGCUACUACAACCACAAACGAAAGCAACGAUCACCUCUGACUUGGGUGUAUCUGCCAAACUCAUGGACAACUAUGUCAAAUCAUGCGCGGGUUACUGUGUCAUCACCUAUAUCUUGGGAGUCGGUGAUCGACACUUGGACAAUUUACUACUAUCGCCCAAUGGAAAAUUCUGGCACGCCGAUUUUGGAUACAUUUUAGGUCGUGAUCCUAAGCCGUUCCCACCGUUGAUGAAGUUACCCAUCCAAGUAAUAGAUGGGAUGGGUGGUAUGGAUCAUGAGAAUUUCCACAUUUUUAAAAAUUAUUGCUUCAUUACCUACACUACAUUACGCAAGAAUAGCAAUUUAAUCCUAAAUUUGUUUCAAUUGAUGUUAGAUGCGAAUAUUCCUGAUAUUAUUAUUGAUCCUUCACGGGUGGUUGAUAAAGUGCAAGACAAAUUUUGUUUACAAAUGACUGAGGAAGAGGCGAUUUUACAUUUCCAAGAUUUGAUUAAUGAUAGUGUUAAUGCUUUCUUGCCCGUCGUUAUUGAUAGGCUACAUAGUUUAGCCCAGUACUGGAGAGCAUAG
Molecule: messenger RNA, 3234 nt
Organism: Lodderomyces parapsilosis
Lineage: Eukaryota; Fungi; Ascomycota; Pichiomycetes; Serinales; Debaryomycetaceae
Gene: VPS34
Product: phosphatidylinositol 3-kinase
Exons: 1
Coding region: 1-3234 (1077 amino acids)
Biological process (GO): phosphatidylinositol-3-phosphate biosynthetic process; phosphatidylinositol-mediated signaling; endocytosis
Cellular component (GO): phosphatidylinositol 3-kinase complex, class III, type II; cytoplasm; phagophore assembly site
Molecular function (GO): 1-phosphatidylinositol-3-kinase activity
Source: RefSeq, a predicted model, not a curated record